This is a messenger RNA of Gordionus sp. m RMFG-2023, 2608 nucleotides long. Its product is annotated as 3',5'-cyclic-AMP phosphodiesterase 4C-like. Lineage: Eukaryota; Metazoa; Nematomorpha; Gordioida; Chordodea; Parachordodidae. Gene Ontology annotation, cellular component: cytosol; perinuclear region of cytoplasm; nucleus. Gene Ontology annotation, molecular function: 3',5'-cyclic-AMP phosphodiesterase activity. The transcript is spliced from 14 exons. The record is from RefSeq and is a predicted model, not a curated record. Gene Ontology annotation, biological process: signal transduction. Bases 311 to 2395 code for a protein of 694 amino acids.
AUAAUCCUUUUAUUUUAUAUUAUUUUCAAAUCAAUAUAAUCCUUUCUUAUUCGAAAAUUUAAUUUUUUAAAAAUAAUAAAAACUUAUUAAAAUAUAAAACAAAUUUAUAUGAUACUUUGGACAUUUUUGUAAACAAUUCUCUCUCGGGGGAAAAUAAAGGAAAAAUGGGCCAUCUUAUCAGUACCUAAAGCCCCCUACAUCGGCCAUCUUUUGUAAGCAUUUCGCAUCAUCCGGUGACUUGGGUAACACAUUUGGAUUCGACAGCUUGAGCAAAAUUUCUUCUACUGAUAGGAGGAAAGGAGGAACAAACAUGCCCCAAUCGUCAAAUACUCCCAGCCAUAAUACUGGACGAAGAGAAUCGUUUAUUUACAGAUCAGAGGGGAUUAAUUAUGGUUCUAGAUGUCUCUCAGCCAAAAAUUCUUUUUGUCAAGAUACCCCAAAUAUGUCCCCACUGAUGUAUCCACUAAUCCACGGAGAAGAUAUAAUAGUUACACCAUUUGCUCAAAUUUUAGCCACAUUACAGAAUAUUCGAAAUAACUUUACAAUGCUGAACAAACUAUCGAAAGACAAAUCCAAAAAUGCCUCAAAAGAUUCGCAAAUUCCUCAUAUAAACUCAGAAGAUUUCUCACAAAAUUUGGCUAUCGAAACAUUGAACGAAUUUGAUUGGUGCUUAAAUCAAUUGGAAAAUUUGCAAACCCAUCGUUCCGUUAGCGAAAUGGCUUCAACAAAAUUUAAAAAAAUGUUGAACGAAGAACUCACGCAGUUAGCGCAGAAUGAUAAAGAAGGAAACGAAGUGACGGAAUAUUUAUAUUCCAAUUUUUUAGAUAAAGAUCAAGAUUACAUAGAAAACCAUCAGGACGAGGCUGCUGACAAAAAAUUAUCUCCGCAAUCGCUCAAGGACUCUUUCGCUUCCCUUCACCUCAAUGACAAGAUAGUCUCGGGCUCAGAGAAAAUUUUUGGAAAUUUAAACCAAACACGCAAAGUCACACCUGAUAACAACAGGAUAUUGCAAAAAUACAAAACAAGCGAAGAACUAUUAGCUGCUUUGGAUAAAAGCUGGGACAAAUUAAAAGAUAAGAAUGUAGAUAAAAAUAAUAAAUCACAUUCUCUUAACGAUUGGGAUAUUUCUGGUGCUAACAAUCAUAAUAACAUAUCCUACGAUUCGUCUCUCCAUACCCUUACUAGGCGCGAUAGCAUGACGGGACAUAAUUCGCUACACAUGAAGUAUGACAGAGAAAAUUCUUCCAAAACAUUUAACGUCAUUUCUUCCAUCAUGGGAUUCAAUCCUAUUUGCAUCAAAAUUCACGACUUCAAAAACGGAAUCCCAAAAUACGGCAUCCGCGUAGACAACGAAGAAUUACUAGAAGAACAACUUCAAAACGUAGACAAAUGGGGCAUGGAUAUUUUUAAGCUCAAUAAUGUAACAUCCCACAGGCCAUUAACAUGCUUAACCUAUACAAUUUUCAAAAAACGAAAUUUGAUAGACAUUUUCAAAAUACCCGUUUCCAAUCUAUUAAACUUUAUCAUGUGCGUCGAAGAUCAUUAUUUGAGCAUUCCUUACCACAACCGUAUACACGCCACUGACGUCACUCAAUCGACUCACAUAUUAUUAUCGAGUUCAGCCUUUAAAAACAUCUUUAACGAUCUAGAAAUAUUCGCCAUCAUAAUCGCUAGCGCCAUACACGAUGUCGAUCAUCCUGGUUACACCAAUCAAUUCCUAAUUAACUCCUGCUCCGACUUAGCAAUCAUAUAUAACGACGAAGCAGUACUAGAAAAUCAUCAUUUAGCUAUUGCCUUUAAAAUAUUGCAGGAACCCAAAUGUGAUAUAUUCGUUAAUUUAAAUACUAAAAAGAAAUCAAUCCUGCGCAAACUUAUUAUUGAUUUGGUUUUAGCGACCGAUAUGUCAAAACACAUGAAGGUAUUGGCAGAUCUCAAAACGAUGGUGGAAACUAAAAAAAUAUCUGGGUCUGGAGAUUUGGCCUUAGAAAGUUACGCCGAAAAAAAUCAAAUCUUGCAAGCUAUGAUUCAUUGUGGAGAUCUUAGCAAUCCUACCAAAUCUUUGAAUCUCUACAAAAAAUGGACCAGUCUAAUUAUGGAAGAAUAUUUUCUGCAAGGAGAGAAAGAAAAACAAUGUGGUUUGGCCAUAAGUGCGAUGUGCGACCGAGAGACUGCAUCCGUUGAAAAAACCCAAAUCGGUUUUAUGGAUUACAUAGUACAACCGUUGUGGGAAACCUGGGCCGAUUUGGUAUACCCCGAUUGUCAGUGCAUGUUACAAAAUUUGGAGACCAAUCGAGAAUAUUUCGAAAAUUUGUUAUUCGAAAAAGAAGCCGAUAAAAUCAAAACACUGUCUUCGACCCCUUUCCACUCCGCGGAAGAAUUACACAGCGAAACGUGAUAUAGACGUCGGCAAUAACCGUUGUUAUUUGACAUAUUUAUACAAUAUCCAUCCAUUCAUCGAUUUUUUUUAUGAAAUUAUGAUGUAAACUUUAAACACACAAUUGUUGUUUUAUUUUGUUUUUAUUAUCGGAAGGAUUCAAAGAUGAUUGAAGAUUCACAGUAUUAUGGUUUUGUAAUAAAUGUAAAUAAUUAUCAUUUUUAUAUUAGGAAU